Arabidopsis thaliana (thale cress) is the source of this 1348-nucleotide messenger RNA. Its product is annotated as FLX-like protein. Lineage: Eukaryota; Viridiplantae; Streptophyta; Magnoliopsida; Brassicales; Brassicaceae. Bases 241 to 957 code for a protein of 238 amino acids. The transcript has 3 exons. The record is from RefSeq and is marked reviewed.
ACAGAGAACUGGAACUUUUUUCUGACAAGCCGAGACCAAAGCUGGUGCUGUUGUGGAAUCGAUCGUUGUCUUUGAUUUGAUUAGAGAUCAGGUUUUAGAGCAUAAAGCUCUUAAUUUUGCGACACUUAUCUCAUUUCGGUGUUCGGUUUCAGCUAAUUUUAAUCGAAGAUCAUCUCUCUUUGUGAAUUUCAGGUUCGUCCAAUUGUGAUAAGGAUGAUAUAAGGGUUUCUUAGGAUUUGAAUGUCUUCAAGGGAGAGGAUAGGUUCAAAUCAUCAUAGCCGAGUUAGCCAAGGUAUGUCAACUAGUGGAUCAUCAUCGUCGAGGCACCACGAUACCAUUUCUUCGACUUCGGAUCCUCGUCAUCUUCGAGACCACCAGAUUUCACUUUCUGAUAUUCUAGAAAACAAGAUUGCAGUUCAAGCUGCUGAGAUAGACCGGCUCUCUAAUGACAACCGAAAACUAGCUUCAAGCUACGUAGCUCUCAAGGAAGACUUAACCGUGGCUGACCGCGAAGUCCAGGGGCUAAGAGCUCACAUCAGAAAGACGGAAACAGACCACGAGAUUCAGAUCCGAUCGACUCUUGAGAAAAUAGCGAAAAUGGAGGGUAUGGUCAAGAAUCGAGAGAAUAUAAGGAGGGAAGUGCAAUCAGCUCACAUUGAGGCUCAUAGAUUGGCGAGAGAACGUGAGGAGCUUGCUUCAAAGGUGAAGUUGGGAAUGAAAGAUUUGAAGAAGGUUUGUCUUGAGGCAGAGAGUUUAGAGGCGUCGAGUCAAGAGCUUGAGCGGUUGAAAGAGGAGCAUCAGAGAUUACGGAAAGAGUUCGAGGAAGAGAAGAGUGGGAACGUAGAGAAACUUGCGCAAUUGAAAGGGAUGGAGAGGAAGAUAAUUGGAGCGGUUAAAGCGAUUGAGAAGCUGCGAAGUGAGAUCUCAACCGCAAGGAACAAAGCUGUCGAGAAUUGAAUGGUUUUUACUUUGUAGGCUGACCAAGAGGCUCCUCUAUAUAGGGAGGAUCACAAGAACCGCAAGGAUCGCAAGAGGAUCAAAGCUGUAUAUGAGUUUUCAUUUUUUCUAUAUCAACCUGUUUCUUCUGAAAAAAAGAUAGAGAGUAAUGAGUUAGAGAAGUGCUUGAAUGGUCGAUCACAACAUCUGCUGAGAAUUAAACACCAAUGUAGAAGAAACGAAGGAGAUUAUUCUACCGCCUAAACAAAGAGUCUUCAGCCAUCUUUUUUUUUUUUUUUUUUUUUUUUGGUCAACCUGUCUUCAGCCAUCUUAAUACAUUCUUUAGUGCCUCUCGUGUAAAACAAUGUCAGUUCAUCGAAAAACAAGACCGGGUUAAUCUACGAAUCUGGCU